Tribolium castaneum (red flour beetle) is the source of this 2576-nucleotide messenger RNA. It is a transcript of the gene Kr-h1, whose product is annotated as Kruppel-homolog 1. Gene Ontology annotation, cellular component: chromosome; nucleus. Gene Ontology annotation, biological process: regulation of transcription by RNA polymerase II. The record is from RefSeq and is a predicted model, not a curated record. The transcript is spliced from 3 exons. Gene Ontology annotation, molecular function: chromatin insulator sequence binding. Lineage: Eukaryota; Metazoa; Arthropoda; Insecta; Coleoptera; Tenebrionidae. Bases 589 to 2097 code for a protein of 502 amino acids.
AGUAAAUAAAAUGCGUGCGUUGUGGGCCGGCGCGGGUGUUUGGGGGGCGCAGGGGGCGCUCUAACUCACGACCUACGUCUCUCUAGGUUGUCGAGGUCGGUGAUCGUUGUAAAAAACCGGCCGACACUCCACGUGGAGGCGAAUGACUUGGGCACGCACGCUCGUGCCUCUAACUCAGCCUUGUCCUAUAGCGAGUGAGCGGCCUCGCUUUAAACGCCACAGUUGUUCGCCUCGAUGCAUCGCCUCCUCGUGCCGUUCGUUUAGUUGUUUUGGCCUGACCAAUCAACGUUUAUUAUAAAUAGAACGCGUUGCCUUCUGUCAUUUAUUAUAAACAAUCGGCGGCCGUUUUGACGUUUUUUCGCUCAUCAUGACCUACCUUGCGAUUGAAUUGGGGUGCGUUCGUUGACUCCGGGUUGUCUUUUCGGGGGGUCAAAAACCGCCCGCUACCCCCACCUACGCAAUGCACACGCACGGGGCGGGGCCCCAUCAUCAACGCACUCGCACUUGUCCCCUGCAUUGUUAUAGUGCACUUGGAGGCAGUGCCUUCCGGGACGUCUUGAUGUGUUGUUUGGGUUCGUUUCAUUUGUAAUGGCUCAGAAAAGUGCUGAUGGUGGUGAUAAGGUGCAGGAGGUUUUUAUCAAAAAUUUAUUCAUGAGGUGCAAGGAGGAACGGAGCGAGACUCCUUGGCAAAUGCCGGAAAUGGUCGGUUAUUACACCGAAGACCCCUUGGCCAUAGCGCCUGUUCCUACCGUUGACGAAGCCCGUCUUUCAGUAAAGAAAGUCGUCUGCAGCCCCGAUUUACCAAUGCCCGAAUUUCCCUCUGGUGCUGCUCCCCAUCCUGAUCAAACCAUCAACAUCCAGUGUCAAAUUUGCAAUAAAAUGUUCGCCACAAAAUCGGCUUUCCAAGCGCAUCAACGCACUCACACCCGCGAAACGGAAGAUCCCUACCGUUGUAACAUUUGCUCCAAGACUUUUGCAGUCCCGGCUCGACUCACACGCCACUACCGUACUCAUACCGGUGAAAAACCGUUCCGUUGCGAAUUUUGCAAUAAGCGAUUCAGCGUUAAAGAAAACUUGAGCGUUCAUCGAAGAAUUCACACCAAGGAACGUCCUUAUAAAUGUGAUGUUUGUUCACGAGCAUUUGAACAUUCGGGAAAAUUGCACCGACACAUGAGGAUUCAUACAGGGGAAAGACCGCACAAGUGUGACGUUUGCUCGAAGACUUUCAUCCAAUCGGGACAAUUGGUCAUCCACAAACGGACGCACACCGGGGAAAAACCCUACGUGUGUACGGUUUGCUCCAAGGGGUUCACGUGCAGCAAGCAAUUAAAGGUCCACAGCCGCACCCACACGGGUGAAAAGCCCUACUCGUGCGAGAUUUGCGGCAAAUCCUUCGGCUACAACCACGUGCUAAAGCUGCACCAGGUGGCCCACUACGGUGAAAAAGUGUACAAAUGCACCAUUUGCAACGACACUUUCACCUCGAAGAAGAGCAUGGAAGCACACAUUAAAAGCCACUCGGAGAACGCUCCAACCCCACCUGCAUCCUCCACCUCGAACGAAUCCUCCUGCUCAUCCAGCACUAGUGACAAAGAGAACAAAGACUCAUUACCGAUGCCUCAAGACCCUCUUAGCUACGAUUCGGACAUUCGGUAUUUAAUCUACCCGAGAGACUCCGGUUACAUGGUGCCCCAAACGGGGGUAGAGCUUUUGGCGGCGGCGGCCACCGCCACCGAACGCGAGGACGUGGUGUUUAACAUCAUCACGAAAAAUCCGGUGAUGAUCCGGCAACCGUAUUUCCAAACUCCUAGUGUGCAAUACACACCGUUGAAUGCUGGUGAUGCGAUAAGGAAGAAGGUGGAGGCGGUUUUGGGGGUGGGCGAGAUGCCCUCCUCCGAAGAGGAGAAUAUUUUAACACCUCCUAGUUCGAAUCCUGUUUCGCCAGCAGCGUCACCUGUUUCGAUGAGUUCACCAGAUCGGGAGUUGAGUCUUCCGCCAAGGAAGAGGUCCAGGAUGAUUUUAAAAUCUUUGGAAGAGACAAUAGACUUAUCACCAGUGCGUUACAGUUCGGUGAUACAAUAUGCAGGAGCGUCGUAAAUCAAUUAGGAAAUGGUUUGAGUUUGUUUUUUUUUUUUUGGUUACAGACUUGAUUAGUUGAUUUCUUGCCGGGAGCUUUAAUCAACGUUCAAACAACACCAAAACGGACUUUUUUUUUCUCUGUGAUAAGACUGUAUGAUAUAACCGACUUUUUACCUCAUUGCAGUGCCUAGGGUGGAGAUACCCUCGCAAUAUUGUGUUACACGAGACUGGAAGUGUAAUGCUCAUCUCAUUAUUAUUUUAUUUAGUAUUUUUAUUCUAUUUUCCAAUCUUAUAGCUAAUUGAAAAAUAGCGUAAAAUGUUGUAGAUGUGGUUUUUCUAUUGAUUUUUAAUAAUGUUUUUCAUUAUGUAAAAGUGUACUGUAUUUCAUAGUCUGAACCGUUGAUUGAAAUACAACUCAAUGGUAGUAACUUAUUGUAUUCCUUAUCAUCAUCUAUGUAUUGAAUAAACGAUUCGCUAAAAUAAAAAUGUAUAUUGAA